AUGGAAGAGUCUCUCUUUCCACUGCAAUUGAAUAUCACUUCAUACAGGGCCAUAGAUUUGGCCAUAAUCACCCUGGAGGUGUUUGUGGGCAUGUGGGUAAAUGCUUUCAUCGUUUGUGUGCUUUGCAUUGCCUGGGUCAAAAAGAAAACCCUGAACUCUAAUGAGAAGAUCUUGCUGCUGCUGGGAUGCUCCAGGAUUUGUUAUUUGUCCUUCACUGGAAUAUAUCGCUUUCUUUCAAUGAUUACUCACAAUAAGCUUUAUGUUCAAACCAUACGUCAACUAAUUAGAUCUUUGGCAAGCUUUUUUAAUUACACCAAUUUGUGGGUCUCAGCCUGUCUUUGUGGUUUCUACUGCAUAAAAAUUGCUAAUUUCAGGAACAGCUUCUUCAUCUACCUGAAAGUAAAAAUUGACAGGAUGGUGCCCUGGCUCUUGUUGGGGUCAGAGAUUUUAGCCAUGGCUAUCAGCAUCAUUCUUUCUGACUUCCCUGGAACUCUCCAGAGGAACAACAUCACUUCCACCAGUCAAGGAAAUUUUUGGGAAGUAGCUAUCAGAAAGGAUAAACAACUUUUCUCUUCCUUUUUACUCUCUGGUUUUGUAUAUGCAACUUCAUUCCUGGCAGUCAUGUUUUCUGCUGUUUUCCUUCUCUUCUCCCUCUGGAGACACAAGCGCACCAUGCAGACAGGCUCCAUGAAGGACCUCAGCAUGGAUGCCCACAUCAGAGCCAUGAAAUCUGUCCUCUCCUUCUUAGUGAUGUACAGCAUCAAUUUUGUAUGUUUAGUCUUGACAAAAAUUUAUGGCACAAAGAAAGAAAAUAUAAUGACACUCCUUUUAUACAUAUAUCUCUGCGCUUUUCCAGGUAUUCAUUCUCUUAUUCUGAUUUUCAGCAAUCCCAAGCUGGAAAAAACACUGCUGCAAAUUCUCUCCUGUGUGAAGUGUGAGGUUUUCAUCAAGUAG
Melospiza melodia melodia is the source of this 954-nucleotide messenger RNA. Its product is annotated as taste receptor type 2 member 9-like. The record is from RefSeq and is a predicted model, not a curated record. NCBI's taxonomy places the organism in Eukaryota, Metazoa, Chordata, Aves, Passeriformes, Passerellidae. Gene Ontology annotation, molecular function: bitter taste receptor activity; G protein-coupled receptor activity. Gene Ontology annotation, cellular component: membrane. Gene Ontology annotation, biological process: G protein-coupled receptor signaling pathway; sensory perception of taste; detection of chemical stimulus involved in sensory perception of bitter taste. Bases 1 to 954 code for a protein of 317 amino acids. The transcript has a single exon.